Apiotrichum porosum is the source of this 3288-nucleotide messenger RNA. RefSeq lists its product as uncharacterized. The transcript has 7 exons. Lineage: Eukaryota; Fungi; Basidiomycota; Tremellomycetes; Trichosporonales; Trichosporonaceae. The coding region runs from base 1 to 3288 and encodes 1095 amino acids. The record is from RefSeq and is a predicted model, not a curated record.
AUGACCGUCACUGCUACCCAGUUUACACGCCGUUCGGACGAGGACAUUGCCGCCUCUUUCGCUGUCGCUCUUGCUCCGUCCACAGAUGGGCGCUUUGUUGUGCGACACAAUGCACCCAACGAAAGCUUUUUCUACCUGGGUGACACUGCUUGGGAGCUCUUUCACAGGCUGAGCUACGAAGAGGCUGAAGUCUUUCUCCGCAACCGAGCUGAGAAAGGCUUUAACGUGGUCAUGGCGGUGGUACUUGCCGAACAACGUGGCUUAGACUUGCCCAACCGAGAGGGACACCUUCCGCUUUUUACGCCACCCGGCUCAGCCUUGCCUUCCCCAACCCAUCCCAACCCGGACUAUUUUCUGUUCAUCGACCGCAUCGUUGCCCUGGCGGCAUCGCUCGGCAUAGCCAUUGCCAUUGUCCCAACAUGGGGCUGCCACAUCAACGGUGGCCUUCACCGCAGUCCUGUGCUCUUUGAUGAAGAGAGUGCCUACGAGUACGCCAAGUUCCUCGGUCAACGGUACCCUUUUCAACCUUUCGUACUUGGCGGAGACACCAACCGCUGGUGGAAUGAAGAACUUCCGUUUGCCGCUGGGGAGGGCCAGGACGUGCGGAAGUUGACGAUGACCGACUGGGGACCGAUCACGGAAGCGAUGGCCAAGGGUAUACAGGACGGUGAGGGCCUGGCAAAGCAAACUUUGGCAGGCAGUCUCCAAGAGCGUGCCGAGAGCUACAAGUCGUUUAUUACGUACCACUCGACGCAAGGUUGGAACCCGGACUACCCCUGCGCCAUGGCUUCGGUUCAAUUCCCGGACGCAGAAUGGCUGUCGUUAGACUGUGUCCAAAGUGGCCAUUCCGACGAGCUUAUGCACCCACCCAGUGCGCACAUCGACAUGUGGUUUGCUCGCAACUCAUACAUUCCGGUGCGCCAGAUGUAUUCGCACUCUCUCCCCAAUGGCAAGCCGCGGCCAGUUAUCGAUCUCGAACCACACUACGAGGCUACGCACUAUCACUUUGACCCCAGCCGCCCCAUGUGGAAUGCCGACGACAUUCGAGCUGGAGGCUGGCAGGCUCUCUUCUCCGGUGCGUGCGGGUACACUUACGGUGUCAAUUCCAUCUGGCAAAUGUACAACGCGUUCUCAACCACCCAUGGACCAAACCAAGGCACCACCUCGGCUGAAACCAACUGGUUUUACGAGCUGGAUCUUCCGGGUAGCUUCCACGUCGGCGUGAUGCGCAAAAUCAUGUUGUCCCUCCCGAACUACUUUUCCCGUGUGCCAGACCAAGACUUCAUUGUCUCGUCGACCAAUGAGCUGGACCCCCACGUCCGUGCGGGGGACAAGCUGGUCACUGGAACUCGAGCUGAUGAGUGGGCCCUCGUCCAUCUCCCUUAUGGCGGCAGCAUCUCGAUCGACCUCGCCAAGGCCCUUCCAGGAAAUGAGCCGAGCAUUUGGAGGGCUUGCAUUCACCUCAUCAGCGGAUACUUUGUCAACACCACGACUCGUUUCAAUGUCUACCUCCCUCCCAAGUCUGUCUGGGGGGGUCGCUUUUUCCAGCACAGCUAUCCUUUGAAUACGCAGAACGCAACGGAUGACGAUAUUGGGUUUGCGGCUGAAGCGGGCGCGUACGUUGUGCAGGUGCUUGGCCAGACAGGCUACCGCCACGAGGCCGCGUCUGCCAAACAGUCACGCCUUAUUGCGGCCAACUAUUACGGCGUUUCAGCAGACAGCAUCAAGGGUUACAUGUUCGGUGGCAGCGGUGGUUCAUUCCAGGUCGUUGGCGCCGCAGAGAGCACGGAAGGUGUUUGGCAAGGAUUUGUUCCUUACGUCCUUGCCUUCCCUCGCAGCAUCCCCGACGCGAAUUCCGCUAUUGCUCUUGGGGGCCUGGUUCUGCAAGACGUCACACCCUCUCUCUCGGAUGCGGUUCUCCCAGGUGGAUCGGGAGAUCCCUAUGCAGGACUGUCUCCCAUGCAGGCUGCCGUCCUUCACGAGACGUCGUCGAACGGUAUUCCCUUGUUUGCCUGGGACGCCCUCAACUACACCCAAGCGAGUCAGCUCUUGCGUGGGUUCUGGACUGUUAUCCGCAACUUCGACGCCACCUAUAGUGACGACUUUUGGAGCAAGCCAGGGUACCUGGGGACGGAGAAUUCCGACCUUGGCAACUAUUUGCGGGACCACCGCCGCAUUGACAGCGUUGCCAUUGCCAAGGUCGACUCGAACACGACGGGUUACGUGACGUCGCUCCGCGUCCCCAGCCUCAAUCGUCAGAAGGGACUUAUCGAGCAGACUAUUGUCGCGGGCGACACAGCAGACUGGGUCAUCGUGAAUAACAAGGACCAAGUCGUUGCAAACUUGACUGGUGUUCUGCACUACAACAACUUCACUUUUGUGCCGAGCAACGCUAUUCUCGCCAGCGUGAUUUCUGGUGGUUCCAAACUCCGUUACGAUAAUAGCUAUUACAUCGCUGCGCACGCCUACCAUUGCUACCAGGUUCCCGAUGCCGCAGAGGGCUACUAUGUCUAUGACCAGUACCGCUUUCCCAACGGUACGGACAUGUACCCGCGACGUCCUGUCACGAUUGGGCCCAUCAUGUCAUCGGCGACGACGGGCGGUGCGCUCUUCUCGGGGUCCAUUCGAGCAGGUGCCAAGAUGAUCUUCGUUUCGAAUCUCUUGGACGUCAACGCAUACCCGUGGAAUGUGGACUGGUACCUUCAGCGGAUGAGGUCGAGUGGCAUCGACCUUGGCGCUCAGGCCCGCGUGUACAGCCAGCAGCACGCCGACCAUUUCGACGGCCGCAUCGGUUCAUUCGCCGCCCGCAGGGUUGUCCGAUAUGACCCAUACCUGUGGCAGGCGCUCGCCGAUGUCGCAAACUGGGUGGAGAAUGGCACCGAACCACCGCAGUCCAGCCAGUACACGGUCGACAAUGCCCAGAUUGCUGUUCCCAACGACCCGGCCACCCGUGGUGGAAUCCAGCCCGUGGUGACGUUGACUGCCAACUCACUGAAACGGGUUCAGGUUGCGGCCGGUCAGUUGGUCACGUUCAGUGCAGUAGCGGCCGUUGUUCCCGGAACUGGGUCACUUGUUCGCCUCGAGUGGGACUUCGAGGGGACUGGCGUUUACACCACAUCCGAUAUGACUGUUGCGGCGCAAUCGCUGAACGUGUCCUCGUCGCACACGUACAACAGCAAAGGAACGUACUACGCUGCCGUCAGGGUGGCCAGUAACCGCGACGCGAAGCUCAAUGAGGAAUAUGUGCUCAACUACAACCUCGAUCGCGUUCGCGUUGUCGUCAAGUGA